GACGCGAGACAUUACGAGAAAAGAGAGCAUGUCUGCGAUCAAGUCACUAAAUCCCAAGGCUGAAGUUGCAAGGGCUUCACAGGCUUUAGCUGUGAACAUUUCGGCUGCAAAGGGCUUACAGGAUGUUCUCAAAUCAAAUUUGGGUCCAAAGGGAACCCUUAAAAUGCUUGUAUCAGGGUCUGGAGAUAUCAAGCUGACCAAGGAUGGCAAUGUUCUUCUUCAUGAAAUGCAAAUCCAGCAUCCAACCGCUUCAUUGAUAGCAAGAGUGGCCACAGCUCAGGAUGAUAUCACUGGUGAUGGUACAACAUCCAAUGUCCUCAUUAUUGGUGAACUCCUCAAACAGGCUGACCUCUACAUUUCUGAGGGCCUACACCCCCGACUGAUCACAGAGGGGUUUGAGCUGGCAAGGAACAAGGCCCUGCAGGUGCUUGAGGAUGUGAAGGUCAAGCGGGUGGUUGACCGGGACACUCUGGUACAAGUGGCCCGCACCUCACUCCGCACCAAGGUCCACCAGGAGCUUGCAGACCUCCUUACAGGGGAGGUUGUUGAUGCUGUUCUGGCCAUCCAAAGGGAAGGAGAGCCAAUUGACCUGCACAUGGUGGAGAUAAUGGAGAUGCAGCACAAGACCGACAUGGACACCACUUUGGUUCGAGGUCUGGUGCUGGACCAUGGAGCUCGUCACCCAGACAUGAAAAAGAGAACAGAAGAUGCCUACAUCCUCACAUGUAAUGUCUCCCUGGAGUAUGAGAAAACUGAGGUGAACUCAGGAUUCUUCUACAAGAGUGCGGAGGAGCGGGAGCAGCUGGUCAAGGCAGAGCGGGAGUUCAUAGACGACAGGGUGAGGAAGAUCAUUGCGUUCAAGAAACAGGUCUGCGAUGGAACCAACAAGGGCUUCAUUGUCAUCAACCAGAAGGGUAUUGAUCCCAUGUCUCUGGAUAUGAUGGCCAAAGAGGGUAUUGUGGGAUUACGUCGUGCCAAGAGGCGCAACAUGGAACGUCUGACACUGGCCUGUGGAGGAAUUGCCAUGAACUCUGUUGAAGAACUCUCGCUAGAGAACGUUGGUCAUGCCAACCUUGUGUAUGAGCAUGUCCUGGGCGAGGACAAAUACACGUUCAUUGAGGACUGCAAGAACCCUCGCUCUGUCACCCUGUUGGUAAAGGGCCCAAACAAGCACACCCUCACCCAGAUCAAGGACGCUAUCCGUGACGGUCUGCGCGCAGUAAAGAAUGCAAUUGAGGAUAACUGUGUCCUGCCAGGUGCCGGAGCCUUUGAGAUUGCUGCCUACCAGGAACUAAUGAAGUACAAGACUGAAGUGAAGGGCCGUGCCAGGCUAGGUGUGCAGGCAUUUGCCGAUGCCCUGCUUGUGAUCAUCAAGGUUCUCGCACAGAACUCUGGACUUGAUCCCCAGGAGGCGAUAGUAAAGCUACAGGAGGAGUAUACCGGUCCCCAGCAGGCUGUCGGGCUUGACCUCAAGACAGGUGAAGCAAUCAUACCUGUGGAUGAAGGAAUCCUAGACAAUUAUAGAGUGAAAAAGCAGUUGUUACAUUCAUGCACUGUGAUAGCCUCCAACCUGUUACUGGUGGAUGAAAUUAUGAGAGCCGGUAUGAGCUCACUCAAGGGAGACUAACCCAAGCCAUUCUCACACCACUGGACUCAUUUUCUACUUUGUUUACUUUUUUGUAUGCUGUGUUGAACAAAAUAAAAACUGUAUGCCUUCAUUUUCAAAAAUUCAAAAGAUUUUCAGAACAAUAUGAACUGGCAUCUUUAAUGUUCCGAGUUCAGGUUACUUAAAAUCAAUCAAGGCACAUUUAUCUGGGCUUGAAAGAAAUUCAGAGAACUAUUGAAAAUGUAUAUUUUUUACUUCUGCGAUGAUUGUAAUAUUUAGUGUAUGAAGAUGAUCUGUGAAAACCAUUCUGUCAAAUGUGCUUACAAUGUAGCUUUCAUUUAAUUUAUUAAAAUUACGAAAUGUU
Mya arenaria is the source of this 1970-nucleotide messenger RNA. RefSeq names its product T-complex protein 1 subunit zeta-like. Gene Ontology annotation, biological process: protein folding. The transcript is spliced from 12 exons. The coding region runs from base 29 to 1627 and encodes 532 amino acids. The record is from RefSeq and is a predicted model, not a curated record. Gene Ontology annotation, cellular component: chaperonin-containing T-complex. NCBI's taxonomy places the organism in Eukaryota, Metazoa, Mollusca, Bivalvia, Myida, Myidae. Gene Ontology annotation, molecular function: ATP-dependent protein folding chaperone; ATP binding; ATP hydrolysis activity.